CUGCUCGUCUGUCGCGCGCUCACCUCCUUACCGCGGUGCUCGGUCCCGCUGCUCGGUCCGAUGGAGAUGUUCGCCUCGUUUGAUGACUCCGUGUUCCUGGAGGCGCGUGCCCGCGUCCCCGUGACGUUGUCUGCCUACGACGCCAAAGUGUGUGAGCCGAAGUGGUUCUGUGAGGCCGCGGCGCUGCACACUGAGGAUCCUCUGGAGAAGCUGAAGGUCUAUAAGUUCAGAGGCGACCUGGCGGUGAGGCGAGGGAACCACCAGGAAGCCCUGGAGGCGUACGGCGGCUGCCUGCAGUGGGUCUCCCGCACCAACCUGACGGUCCGGAGGGACAUGCUGGAGGGGAUGGCCCGGUGCUGCGCCCAGCUGGGCCACCGGCGCCGCGCGCUGGACUUCGCCAACUCGCUGAGCAAAGAAGUGUCCAACACCUGCCACCUGACCAGCCUCCUGCUGCUCAAGGUCAGCAUCUACCAGCAUUUCGGGGCGGUGGGAUCAAAGAUGUCGGCCCUGCAGCAGCUGUGCAGCCUGCUGCCCUUUAACCCCUGGCACUGGUACGACCUGGGGCAGACGUGUCUGCCUCUGCUGGACAGCGGCGGAACUGCAGUCGGGUCGAGUUCCCCAGAGAGGUGUGAGUCAUCAGAAGAGCAGAAUGAUGGAGGGACUGAGCAACAACAACAGGAGGAGGAGGAGGAGGAGGAGGAGGAGCUCAAUGAGAACAUCAUCUGGCUGAAGGCGUGCACCUGCUUCAUCAGGACCAGACUCCUGCUCAGGAUCCUCCGGCAGCAGCAGUCCUCCUUCGUGCUGCGGCGGGCGGAGCGCGCUCUGCAGACCACAGAGGAGGCGCUCCAGAGGCUGAGUCCCGGAGACAGCGCCACGCAGGCCCUGACGGAGGUGCUGUCGGAGGACCUGAUCCCAGACCGGAUGAGGGAGGACUACCAGGACGGGGACAGCGUGGCCAAUGUGUGUGUGCAGAGCUUCAGGGAGCGCUGGUGGGACAAGAUCCUCCUGACGGGGGCGCUGGGGGCCGGCGGCCGCGGGACCCGGGCGGCGCGGCGCCGGCGCUCCGGAGGUUCCGAAGAACACGCCGACGUCCUCCCGCCGCGUCAAUCUCAUCAAGACGCGAAUUGAACUGGACCGAGUGAAAGCCACGGGGGGGAGGGGCAGUCGCUAAAUGUCACAAAAUCCCCCCAAAAAGCACAAACUGCAGACGUAUAAAUCACAUUCUCAAGCUGAUGGAUUUCUCUCUCGCGGUGGAUCUUACGGAACAAAGCUGCAGCCACUUCAUGCUGUGCAACGUAUCAUGAGACGGUUAAACAUCUUUGAAUGUUCUGCCUAAAAGGUCACGCGUGCCUUAACAUGUUCAUGUCUUAAGGAGGAUUUUCGUAAGUAUCUAUGGAAAAAAGGCCUGUUUUUUUAUCUUAUGGUUUAUGAGCCGUCGUAUUUCAGCUGCUCCUUGAUUUACGGGACAGCUGGUGAAAAACGUUCCACUGUAAGCGAAAGAGAGCCAGCUGGUCUCGUAUAUUACAGUAAGAAAAAUAAAAGACAUUCCAUGAUUACAAUAUGAUUUAAAUCCUUUAUUUUCUUUAAUAAAAUCCCCUGGUACAUGC
This is a messenger RNA of Pseudoliparis swirei, 1607 nucleotides long. RefSeq lists its product as uncharacterized. The transcript is spliced from 8 exons. The record is from RefSeq and is a predicted model, not a curated record. Lineage: Eukaryota; Metazoa; Chordata; Actinopteri; Perciformes; Liparidae. Gene Ontology annotation, molecular function: protein binding. Bases 61 to 1128 code for a protein of 355 amino acids.